GCACGAUUGUUCACAUUAACAAUGUAAACAAUGUGGUGUAUAAGUUCAUGCUUUUAUUUUGAAAACGUUCACCUUGUUGACGUAUCGGCGGUUAGCGAUAGGUUCCGCUCCCACUGCACCACCAACGGUCCUGUUCAACCUCGUAGCAGCACCGAGGGAUAACGACGGCGGGAAGUUCUUCUCGUCAAUUUAACCACAAAUCAGCGACAAUUAAACGGACAAAAUUGUGAACUAUCGAUAUUUCACGAUAUAAUAUUGAUGGAUCUGUCAUCGGAAAUACGCUAACUGUACAGUGAGUUUAGCGGCGUGGGAUUCAGCUAUUAUGGCUAACGUCGGGAACCAGCUACCAACACAGGCCGUGAGCAAGUCUGCACCAGGGAAACAUGGCAAUGUUUUGCCCCUGUGGGGCAACGAGAAGACCAUGAACCUCAACCCAAUGAUUCUUACAAAUGUGCUGUCGUCGCCGUAUUUCAAAGUUCAGCUUUAUGAACUUAAGACAUACCAUGAAGUUGUGGACGAAAUCUACUUCAAGGUGACUCACGCUGAACCUUGGGAAAAGGGCAGUCGAAAGACCGCGGGUCAGACUGGAAUGUGCGGAGGGGUGCGUGGCGUUGGGACGGGCGGUAUUGUCUCCACUGCGUUCUGUCUUCUCUACAAACUGUUUACUCUCAAGUUGACUCGUAAGCAGCUGAUGGGUCUGAUCACUCAUUCAGACUCUCCAUACAUCAGAGCGCUUGGAUUCAUGUACAUAAGAUACACUCAGCCCCCUGCAGAUUUGGUAGAAUGGUACGACGGUUUCCUGGAUGAUGAGGAGGAGCUCGAUGUGAAGGCAGGAGGUGGCUGCGUCAUGUCCGUUGGGGAGAUGCUGCGCUCCUUCCUGACCAAACUGGAGUGGUUCUCCACUCUGUUCCCCCGUAUCCCAGUGCCUGUGCAGAAGCUUAUUGACCAGCAGAUGAAGGCUCGGCCUCGGAAGGUUGUUAAGGAGGAGCUGCAGGAGGAGGAGGAGGAACCUGCAGAGACCGAGGCAGGGAGGCAAGUGGAACGCCGCCGCUCCAGGACACCCAGGCGGACGCCGAGCCCCCGGAAGUCGCCCAAGCGGUCCCGGAGCAGGAGCCAUCAGCGUGAGAAAGAACGCCACGGCCCCAGCUUUGACCGAGAGCUGGAUCGGGAGCGCGACCGCCAGAAGAAGGAGAGAGAGGGCCGGGGCAGAGGAGAGCGAGGGGACAGGGAGAGACGACGGUCCCGCAGUGCAGACAGGAACCAGGACCGCAAAGAACAUAAGAAAAGUCGCAGCGGCAGCCAGGACCGAAGAAACGAACGCAGAGACAAAGAAAGAGACGGCGGGGAUGACAAGAGCAAGAGGAAGGACAGGGAACACCACAAAGAGAGAGGCGCUGAGAGGGAGAGGUCCAAGGACAAAAAGAACCGAGGAGAGACCAAUGACAAAAAGAACAGAGGAGAGAACAAUGACAAAAAGAACAGAGGAGAGAAAAACGACAAAAAGAACAGAGGAGAGAAAAACGACAAAAAGAACCGAGGAGCGAACAAUGACAAAAAGAACAGAGGAGAGAACGACGACAAAAAGAACCGAGGAGAGACCAAUGACAAAAAGAACCGGGGGGAUACCGAUGACAAAAAGAACAGAGGAGAGAACGACGACAAAAAGAGCAGGGGAGAGACCGAAGACAGGAGGCAUAAAGACGACAGGGAGAGGCACAGAGAAGACAGGAAGGCCAAAAGGUCGAGUCGGAGUCGCAGCAAGGACAGGAAGCACAAAAGUGGGGGUGAAGAGAAGAGCAGGAAAGGAGAGCUCCGAGAGAGAGACAGGGAGAGAGACGGAGAACAGCGCUCUCACAAACGUAGUCGUAGCAAAGAGAAGAGCCACCAUCACCAUCAGUCCAGUAACGACCACGGGAAACACAGGAGUCGGAGCACUGAGUAAAUGUCGCCUCCCAGCAUUCGUACUCCUCCUCCUCCUCCUCUGUUUUUCAUCCUUUUUCUACCCAGUUGUCAGCCAAUUGUGCUAAAGAGAAGGAAUGUCAGCACAUUGGACAUCUGCAGUUGUUGUCUUUGGCCAAUGUGAUGUUGCUUUAUUUCUAUGUUUUUCUGCCUUUUUCACUCAUUAGGACCAGUUAGUCUUCACAAUAUUUGAAAAGUGGCAAAAAUGGCAUUUUAAUUUUCUACGGUGCGCUCGUCGGCCCCCUGAAGAUGUGGGUUUGUACAUACUGUUUUGGAGGCUGUCUACACACAACAGACGGGCAGAGUUGCCUUUCCUGCUGGGCCGAGUGGUCGGCGCUGAAAGCUCAACACUGUCAUAUAAUUUAUGUAAUGUAUAAAGAAAUAUUUUCAGGCGGUACAAAUGCCAAAACAUUUUUUUUAAUUUGAUUUGAGAUGUCUUCACAUUUGCGCAUCUCGUUCAGUAUUCUGGUUGAACGCGCUCAGGAGUCCCAGGUGAACGGAUGAAGUACAUAUUGGAGCGUCGCAGCAGCGUGGAACAACAACGGCUCGGCACGAAGCGGUUCUGUCUGGUGUGUAGACGGCACGAGAAUGUUUUAAUCCUCGAAUGAGCAGUCUGCAAUGGGUGAUUUUUUUUACAACACACUGCUGUGUUUGGGUAAUUGCUCUUGCAUUUUGUUUUCUAAUAAAACAAUUUUACAAACAU
This is a messenger RNA of Pseudoliparis swirei, 2662 nucleotides long. RefSeq names its product pre-mRNA processing factor 38B (gene prpf38b). The transcript has 6 exons. NCBI's taxonomy places the organism in Eukaryota, Metazoa, Chordata, Actinopteri, Perciformes, Liparidae. Gene Ontology annotation, cellular component: precatalytic spliceosome. The coding region runs from base 323 to 1942 and encodes 539 amino acids. The record is from RefSeq and is a predicted model, not a curated record.